AUGCCAGCCGGUAGGGAAGAAGAAUUAUCGGAAGACUUCCGCCAACAACCGUCCGCAGUAGGGCUGGCGACGAGCUUCUCAGAGGGCCUUCGAGGUGUAGUGACACCUGAAAGUUCCUCUUCAAACGCAGCGCCUGCCUCUCAUAGACGACGUGCCGACUGCGAGGAGGAGGAGGGCCACGAGGGGGAGGCGGCGAAUGGCGCUGAUCGGCGCCGCGAAGCAGCUGGGCGUGCCGCAGUUGAUGAUGAUGCCCUGGCCGCCGACAAGAUGACCACAACGCUAACUCCUGCGCAAAUGCUAAAUCAACACAGAAGCCGCGUCAAAUUAUGUAUUGAGAACGAAAAGUCCUGGGCUCUUUCUGAUGAGAUAGCGCAAGGUAACCUCAGAAGGCACCAUGAGCUUGGUGACAUGAUGGAGCUCUUUGUGAACCAGGCUCUUCAGCAGCAGCCGGAAAACAUUUUGAAGUUUGCAGGGAUCUUUUUCACGCAGCCGAACUUGAGAGAACUGGUCGAGGACUACUCUCGAGAGACCGUUGUUCGCCCCGACACCCGUGACAGAUUAUACGGCUUAUGA
Rangifer tarandus platyrhynchus (Svalbard reindeer) is the source of this 573-nucleotide messenger RNA. The record is from the annotation of a GenBank genome assembly. NCBI's taxonomy places the organism in Eukaryota, Metazoa, Chordata, Mammalia, Artiodactyla, Cervidae.